Condylura cristata (star-nosed mole) is the source of this 1330-nucleotide messenger RNA. It is a transcript of the gene SSTR3, whose product is annotated as somatostatin receptor 3. Bases 23 to 1294 code for a protein of 423 amino acids. Gene Ontology annotation, biological process: neuropeptide signaling pathway. Gene Ontology annotation, molecular function: somatostatin receptor activity; neuropeptide binding. Gene Ontology annotation, cellular component: membrane; neuron projection. The record is from RefSeq and is a predicted model, not a curated record. Lineage: Eukaryota; Metazoa; Chordata; Mammalia; Eulipotyphla; Talpidae. The transcript has a single exon.
AGUGCUGAGCGUGCUCCCUGCCAUGGACAUCCCGGGCUUCCCUUCACCGGCGCCCGCGACCUUGGAACCCGGCAACGCCUCCCUGGCCUGGCCGCCGGACGCCACCCCGGGGAACGGGUCGGCGGCCCCGAGCGCGGCAGGACUGGCUGUCCGCGGCGUUCUGAUCCCGCUGGUUUACCUGGUGGUGUGCGUGGUGGGCCUUCUGGGCAACUCCCUGGUCAUCUACGUGGUCCUGCGGCACACGGCCAGCCCCUCGGUCACCAACGUGUACAUCCUCAACCUGGCGCUGGCCGACGAGCUCUUCAUGCUGGGGCUGCCCUUCCUGGCGGCCCAGAACGCCCUGUCCUACUGGCCCUUCGGCUCCCUCAUGUGCCGCCUGGUCAUGGCCGUGGACGGCAUCAACCAGUUCACCAGCAUCUUCUGCCUCACCGUCAUGAGUGUGGACCGCUACCUGGCCGUGGUGCACCCAGCCCGCUCCGCCCGCUGGCGCACGGCCCCCGUGGCCCGCACGGUCAGUGCGGCCGUCUGGGUGGCCUCGGCGGUGGUGGUGCUGCCCGUGGUGGUCUUCUCGGGGGUGCCCCGGGGCAUGAGCACCUGCCACAUGCAGUGGCCGGAGCCGGCGGCAGCCUGGAGAACCGGCUUCAUCAUCUACACGGCCGUGCUGGGCUUCUUUGGGCCGCUGCUGGUCAUCUGCCUGUGCUACCUGCUAAUCGUGGUCAAGGUGCGCUCGGCCGGGCGGCGGGUGCGCGCGCCGGCCAGCCAGCGGCGGCGGCGCUCGGAGCGCAGGGUCACGCGCAUGGUGGUGGCCGUGGUGGUGCUCUUCGUCCUCUGCUGGCUGCCCUUCUACGUGCUCAACAUCGUCAACGUGGUGUGCCCGCUGCCCGAGGAGCCCGCCUUCUUCGGCCUCUACUUCCUGGUGGUGGCGCUGCCCUAUGCCAACAGCUGUGCCAACCCCAUUCUCUACGGCUUCCUGUCCUACCGCUUCAAGCAGGGCUUCCGCCGGGUCCUGCUCAGGCCUUCCCGCCGCGUGCGCAGCCAGGAGCCGGCCGCGGGGCCCCUGGAGAAGACGGAGGAGGAGGAUGAGGACGAGGAGGACUGCGAGGACCCAGGGGCGGGGGUGGGGAAGCAGGGGCGGGGGAGGGAGACGAACGGCCGGGUCAACCGGAUCGCACAGCCGGGCCCCAGCCGGCAGGAGCCGCCCAAGAGCAGCAUUGCGGGCAAGGAGCGGCAGUUUCUACCCCAAGAGCCCGCAGCGGCCGAGAAGGCCGGUGCGCCGCACAUCAGCUAUCUGUAGGGGCCAGGCGAGGGCCAGGCUGGCCCAGGGCUCCAC